UCUCUCUUCUCUUCUAGCAACUAUCAUGUUACUUCUGUUAAUCAGUGCCAUUAACAUAUCUUCCUCAACUAGAACUCUUGUUAAUCCAACUCCUAAUCACUAUCAUGGCCAUCAUAAAAUAACAUUUUUAAUGCCACAUAUGCUAAAUGAUACACACCCUAAUAAUAGUUCAGAGAAACCUACCACUAAGGUCACAAAUCCAAAACCUCUAGAAUUUUCACCUCCAAAUGAAGUGAUACCUAUUCCACAAUCAACUCAAACACAAACACUUGAUCUUUCUACCAUUGGUUUCUCUUUUCCUACAAGAGCAGCAUUUCAAGAGCUGGAAUUCGGAUCGGUAACACCGAUCGACGAGGAGCUACUAGUUGAAGGUGGCGAUGGAGAUGAACUAAAGAAACUUGGAAAAGCACGAGGGGUGUAUGUAGCUAGUGAAGAAGAUGGAAGUAGUCAUAUGGUGGCUAUGACAGUGAGUUUUGUGAAAGGUGAGUUCGAAGAUGGAUUGAGACUUUUUGGAGUUCAUAAGAAUGAUGUUUUCGAGUCACAUGUUGCUGUUAUUGGAGGAACUGGAAAAUACUAUGGUGCUAAUGGUUAUGCUGUUGUUAAGGUUGUUGAUAAAGUAGGGUCUAGUAAAGUAGAAGGAAAAGUUAUAAGUUCUAAAUUCCUUCUGUUUGAUGUGUAUUUUAGUUAGUACUUAUUGUGUUUGAAAAACAGUCGCAAAUUGUGUUUUCUGAUAUUCUCUAUAGUACUGAAAAAUGUUGAAGAGAAGAAGCUAAAAC
Messenger RNA from Lathyrus oleraceus (garden pea), 776 nucleotides. RefSeq names its product dirigent protein 24. The transcript has a single exon. The record is from RefSeq and is a predicted model, not a curated record. The coding region runs from base 26 to 688 and encodes 220 amino acids. Lineage: Eukaryota; Viridiplantae; Streptophyta; Magnoliopsida; Fabales; Fabaceae.